Molecule: messenger RNA, 2408 nt
Organism: Amphibalanus amphitrite
Lineage: Eukaryota; Metazoa; Arthropoda; Thecostraca; Balanomorpha; Balanidae
Product: V-type proton ATPase subunit S1-like
Exons: 10
Coding region: 238-1575 (445 amino acids)
Cellular component (GO): proton-transporting V-type ATPase complex
Source: RefSeq, a predicted model, not a curated record
ACACGCAACGUGCGCGCGCUGCACGCCGGUUUAUCAAAAUCAAGAUGGUACCACUUUUUCCUAUUUGAAUUUGACACCUUCAUCCAAGGCUAUAUAUAAGGCCACAAAGCCUUCAUCUCUCGGAUUUUUACGAAAUUUCGUCAUAGGGGUAAUCGGGGGUUCUGAAUCCACCUCAACCUGUAACCAUUUGAGGCUGAUCAGAUACAUUUUUAGGAAGUAGCAGCUUACAAAAAAGUCAUGCGGUCAUUAAAAGUCCUCCUUCUGCUGGGAGUGGCAGUGACUACACUGGCAGACAAGAGUGCUCCUGUCCUUGUCUGGGAGUCCACAGAGUCAUCUGCUCAGGCAUUGCCAGCUAUUCCUGCAAUGUCCAAUUCACAGCUUCAAAAGCAUCUCAAUUCACUGGACUCUGAGGCUCUUGUUAUGUUCAUUAUGAAUGAGCUCAACGUCGAGGACUUCAGCGGGUACCCGAGCGCCUUCCCGCAGCUGCGCCGGGAGUUUGAAUCGUCCCUGAAUGCUUUCACUCCGAGCAUGUCCAACCCGUCUCAGCUGUCGGAGCAGCUGGACGCCUACCGGCGCGUCACUGUCGACACGCAGGACGUGGAGUCUCUGCAGCUGGCCGACGGCGCCCAGAAGACGCUCUUCCUGGUGUACGUCGGCGAGCGGGCGGCCUCGGAGCGGCAGGCGGCGCUCCGGCGCACCGAUGAGCUCAUCUCCACAGUCCUGGCCAGAGUGAAGAGUCUGACUGGAAAGUACUCUGCAGUGCUGACAGGGAAGCACACCACCAUGGGCGGCGAGGCGCAGCGGCGCAAGGUGCGCAGUCUGAAGGCGGCCGAUGAAUCCGCCGCCGACGCGUCUCAGUUCGAGAAUCUCGGCUGCGUGUUCAUCUACACGUCGGCGCCGGCCGUGAUUCGUUUCUCGUUGGCCGGCGACAAGGGCGCGAGGAGCACCUGGAGAGUGGAUCUGGGCAACGCUACCUUCGCCGCCGACUGCAACGCAUCUGACUCCAGUCAAACUGUGACGCUGUCUUGGAAUGAUAUUGGUCCGAAAGACCACGAUCAGCACACGCUUACCCUGGCCAAUAUCGACCUCCAGCUCAAUUUCCAGGCCAAGAUGUCGGGAAACGAUGAUCCAGACAAGAACAAGGUCUCUUCCUGGACGCUGGAGCCGGUCACCCUAACCUACAGCAUCACUUUGGACAACGAGACCAUCGACAGGGUGGAGCCGCUCGACUUUAGCAACGUAUACGCGCCGAUGGAGUUCUCCUACCACUGCACGAACCGCUCCUGGAUGCUGUCCAGGCAAAACUUGACCGAGGAUUUCGGCGUGGCGUUUUCGGCGCUGGAGCUGCCCGGCUUCCAGGUGCAGGCGUUCUUAUCGGACGACGCGCCCGAGACGUUCGGCCGCGCCUGGGACUGCACCACGUUCUUCACGAUCCCGAUCUGGUCAGGCCUGUUCCUGUCGCUGAUCCUGCUGCUGGUGCUCGUCUGGUCGCUGAUGAUGCUGGCCAGCGUGCCCACCAUGGACCGGUUCGACGACCCGCGCGGCCAGCCGCUGCACGUGCCCAACGCCGAGUAACGCGGUGGUGGGCGGCGGAGGCGGGUCCUCCUCCACCGGCAGGCUGCGCUACCACUGUGUACCGUACUGGGCAUCAGCGGAGACCCUCACCGGCCGGCUGCGCUACCACUGUGUGCCGUACUGGGCACCAUGAGUUCAGUGGACACCGGCGGCGGCGGCGGGUCCUCCCCACCGGCAGGCUGCGGUACCACUGUGUGCCGUACCAGUCACCAGCGGAGACCGGCGGCGGUGGCCCCUCCCCUCCCCCCCCCCCCCCCACCGGCAGGCUGCGGUACCCCAGGGUACCGUACCAGUCACCAGCGGAGACCGGCGGCGGCUGCGGGUCCCUCUGACCUGUUGACGGUACCAGUGGCCACUCAGUGAGAAAAGUUGCUAGAUCAAUGUUAGAAAGUAUAACCGUGAAUAAUUGCAGAAUAUGCUUACUGUGAGUUUUUUGAUUAAAACAUUCCGAAGGUAUGUGAUGACUGAUGAUAAGAUAAUUUUCGUAAUGUCAUCAAAGGGAAUGAUUAACAAGCUAGGUGUCGAGCCAGUUUAUGUAUUCCUGGAUUGUGGUGUGAGAUUGCCGCUUACUGGAGGUAAUAUCUGUCAAUGCCAUGCUGUUUACAGAUGUUUGUUUUGGAAUGUUUUAUUUUCGAUUAAUUGAUACAUUAUAAUAGGGUAAUAUGCACAUUUUGACUUAUUACAACCAGAUAGCGCCUGGACGUCUAUUGGCUGACGUAAAUCACCAGAUUGGUGCACAUGUUUUUGAGACGUUUGAAAUCAGUUGAAUCGUAUGUACUGGUAAGCGUGCCAGUGAAUUGUGUGAGUCUGUGCAUCAAUACAGAAAGCUACUC